This is a messenger RNA of Hepatospora eriocheir, 993 nucleotides long. NCBI's taxonomy places the organism in Eukaryota, Fungi, Microsporidia, Hepatosporidae. The record is from the annotation of a GenBank genome assembly.
AUGUAUUCGGAAAAAGUUCCAACGUUUUUAAAGAAUAUAAAAAGACCUUGGAAAAUACUGGCACCAAUGGUAGAUAAUAGUGAGGAAGCUUUUAGAAUUUUAGUAAAGAAUUACGGAUGUGAUUUUGGUUAUACAGAAAUGGUUAAUACGACAGUUUUAAAUAGAAUGAAAUUUAAGUUUGAAAAGAAUAAGUGGUUUAGUGAUGUUAGUAAAGACAGACCAUUAGUUGUUCAAAUUUGCGGCAAUGACCCAAUCACAAUGCUAAAAUCAUCUCGAAAACUAGAAUCAUUUUAUGAUGCAAUUGAUAUCAAUUUGGGAUGUCCACAACAUUGUGCAAGAAAAGGAGUGUAUGGUGCUUGGUUAAUGAAUGAUCAAACAAGAAUAUUUGAAAUAGUUAAAACAUUAUCAAGUGAAUUAACAAUUCCAGUUUUUUGUAAAAUAAGAGUUUUUGAUUCUAUAGAAAAAUCAGUAGAAUAUGCUAAAAUGAUUGAAAAUGCAGGUUGUUCUUUAUUAACUGUUCAUGGAAGAACAAUUCAUCAAAAGGGUAAAAAUACAGGUCUUGUUUCAUUAGAUCAUAUUAAGGCUAUUAAAGAAGCUUUGACAAUUCCUGUUAUUUCUAAUGGGGGUAUCCUAGAACAUAAAGAUAUUGAAAAAACUCUUAAUUAUACUAAAUGUGAUGGGGUUAUGAUAGGUGAACCUAUAUUGUAUAUUCCUACUAUAUUUUCUGUUAAAGAGGUUGAUCCAUUUGAAAUAUCUAAAGAAUAUUUAAACAUAUGUUCUAAGUAUCCGGGAUCUGCUGAUAUAAAACAUAUAAGAUCACAUUUGUUUAAAUUUUUAUAUGAACCUUUUACUUUAUUACCUGAAUAUAGAAACAUUUUUCUUAAGAAGAGAUCAAUUUACGAAUUAAUUGAUUUUGUUAAUCAAUUUAAAAAUGCUUUCCCAAAUAUUAAGUUCAAAUUAAAACCUUAUUUAAGAUCAAAUAUUUUGAAAUAA